Cokeromyces recurvatus is the source of this 1117-nucleotide messenger RNA. RefSeq lists its product as uncharacterized. The record is from RefSeq and is a predicted model, not a curated record. The coding region runs from base 7 to 768 and encodes 253 amino acids. NCBI's taxonomy places the organism in Eukaryota, Fungi, Mucoromycota, Mucoromycetes, Mucorales, Mucoraceae. The transcript is spliced from 3 exons.
AAUAAGAUGUUACCAUUUUUUUUUCCUAUCCAUAUAUGUUCAUUGAUUUAUUUAUUUUUAGAUAAAACAGACUUGAGUACAAAGAUAACUAUUCGAGAAAAACUUCAAGAAGUUGAAGAAAGAGUUGCAUCUACUAUAAAUUCAGUCACUAACAAAGCUUAUCAAGCAACAGUAUCAACAACUGCAAAUGACUCAAAGGAGAUGUCCAAGUUUUCUUCCAAUAAUCUAUCUACAGUAUAUAUGGAUGAAAGAGAAGAUUCUAUGACACGUUUUAAACGUUUUGGGCAAUACAUAAUUAAUGUUAUUGUUACUUGCGCUAUUUUAAUAAAGCAAAGCCCUCUUCCAGAUUUAAUUUCGUUUAUAUUUGGUUAUAUAAUUCAACUAUUCUUAUGGAUUGAUACCCAAUAUCAUAUUUUGGAGAAAGCUCAAGAUGCUAGUAUUCAAUGUAUCAAAUUUGGUUUAGAAGCUGAUGAACGUUAUCAUGUACAUGAAUUCUUAACGGAGGGCUUUUAUAUGUUGGUUACAGCAGGUUUAAAAGUUGCAAUAGCCUAUAAAGAAACGCCUCGUUAUAAAGACAAUCCCACUACCAAAUAUCAAUAUACGAACUAUCAGAAGCAAACAAAUUCAACUAAUAAAGUUGAUAAUAGCAUCACUAAUAUGUGUGAUUUAUUGUCGAACCAUAAGAAUAACUCCCAAUGCACAAAAUUUCCUAUCACUAACUCAACUUCUUCUACUUCUUCUACUUCUUGGGCCUGGCUAUCAUGGUAAAAAACUACCUCAUUGCCUUAAAUGCAUGUCUAUUUCAUUAUAUUUUAUAUUGUAUAUUAUCAAAAUUAAUAAGUCCGUUUUUUUUUUUUUUUUUUUUUUGUUAUAUAUAUGUGUAUAUAGAUGUGUAUAUAGAUGUCUAUAUGUAUACAUAUUUGUAUUUAUAUAAUUACGGCCCCUUGAGAAAGAUAUACAGUAGGGGAAGGGGAACACUAAAUGGUAAUAAUCAUAAUCAUCAUAAAAGUCAUGGCUCUUUCUCCAAAAGAAUAAUAAAGAUAAUUAAGGUUUUGAACAUAAAAAUAUGGAAUAUAUUUGUAACUACUUAAAGAACUUGAAAUAUAAAGCAUUUUAC